This is a messenger RNA of Symbiodinium natans, 1200 nucleotides long. The record is from the annotation of a GenBank genome assembly. Lineage: Eukaryota; Dinophyceae; Suessiales; Symbiodiniaceae.
AUGUGGGAUGCUCGCACCCCGUUCCUUGCAGGCGAAGUGGCAAUCUGUGGCCAGGCACCUCUUUCCAUGUUUGCUAGUGUUCUUCUGCCCUUGGCGGUGGCGGCCGAGGGCUCGGCAGGAGCAGGCGCCACAUGCAGAAGGCCGGAGACGGAGGCGGCUUGUGCCGGAGCUCCCGGAGGCGCAGUGAAAGCGUGCAAGCACCACAUGCCUGUGCGACUGCGACGACUGAUGCGACGGAAGCCUUGGCACAAGCGGGCCUUCUUGGAUUUGGCAGAGCUGCUGCAACGCCGGCUUCGCCAGCACCGGAGUGACAACAAGUCCAACAAGUGGCGACGUGAAGCUGCUGCUGCUUGCAAGAGACACCUGGAGAUCGCAGAAGCUCGGAAGCGGAAGAUGCCUCAUCUCACGGAGAGGACUCUUCGCGUUGACUUAGCCAAGCACUUGCUCUGUGUGAUCGAGCAACAGACGCCAGCUGAAAUCGCAGCAACCUACGUUACAAGCCUCUUCGACCACUACGCAGACUGCUUUGAUGCGAGCCUGGAGUCCUUGAGUUAUCAAGUUCCUCAGCUGCUUGUACAGGCGAUUCGGUGGAGUCAAGAGGAGCCCUGCCAUCUGCGGCGUAUCUUGGAUCUGGGAGCCGGCACGGGGAACAUGGGAGAGCAGCUCCGGGACCUCUCCCCACGUGCACACCUUCAGGCGGUGGACCUAUCAGCCCAGAUGCUGCAGAAGGCGGAGGCUAAAAGCUGCUACGACGAACUGCACUGUUCAGACCUGGCUGAGCACCUGAUGGCCUCUGAAAGGUCUGGCUUGCUCUUCGAUUUAAUUACCGCAGCGGAUGUAUUCGGAUACGUUACCGACCUUUCCGCUAUCUUUCGUCUUGUUUUCCAGAAUCUCGAGAGUGGUGGACUCUUCGUCUUCUCAACAGAGGAGCCAACGCAGCCGGAGGAGCCGGAGGAUCCAGAGGAGCCGGAGCCGGAUGUGUCUUUGGGCUACAAGCUGCAGGCCUCAGGCCGCGUUGCCCACAGCCACUCCUACAUCUUGUCGCUCGUGCAUGACUGCAAAUUCCAGGUUCUCCGGGACACGAGAUGUGAGCUUCGCUUUGAAGAUGGUCACCCGGUCCUGGGUCGCGUUUUUUCCCUGACCAAAAGCCCCAGCGCGCAGAGGCAGUGCCCGAGCCAGCACGAGGGACGAGCAGGUUGA